AUGCCCACAGAAGUACAUAAACUACGUCAUGACCUCUACCAGGCGGCUAUUCUACUAGAUGAUUUGUGCUUGUAUAAUGCGGCCAAAUGGGCUACGGAAGCGCUUGUUGGGUUGGCAUCUACGGAGGAGGAGUUCGAGUAUACGCAUCCAACGCUAUCAACACAGCAGAAACGGGACCGAUUCCAGUUUAUGCUAGCGAAAAACUACUUCAACAACAAAGAGUUCUCGCGUGCGGCUUACACGCUUCGGAAUUGCGUAUCUGGAGACGCUCUUUUCUUGCGCUUGUACUCAAUGUUCAUCAGUAUAGACAAGAAAGCGACGGAGGACAAUGAUGGGUCUGUGAAUUCGUUCCACAAGCAAAGCAUGCUCAAAGCGCAAGAAAGCUUUUCGGAUGAAAGUGACCAGGAGCAUCGGCAAGAGACUUUGGAAGAGCUCAACAGCACCUUGGGGAAGAUUGUUGCCAAAGUUGAUCUGUAUCAUGAGAAAGCUGGCGAAGAGAAUGCCCACUUACAUUUUUUGGCAGGUCUCACGUACAACAAGAAGAAGAAACACCAGUUGGCUCAGCAACUGCUAUUUUGCUCGGUGAAGUUAUUCCCGUACAAUUGGAGCUGUUGGCAGGAGCUUAUUGCUACAUUCUCCACAUUUGAGGAGGCCCACAAAUUUGUCACGCAUGUCAAGAAGAAGGAACCAACAUUAGCAGGGCAUGUUAUGUUCACCCUCUUCGAGGUGGUACUUUUGCAGGAGUUUUAUCAGCAGCUGGCAAUGUUCACGGAGAAAUUCACCAGCUUGGUCGAGCUCUUCCCUGACUUUGUUUUCCUCAAGAUACAAAAAUUCUUGGUAGCAUAUCAUGGGCUUGAUUACUUUCAGGCAGAGCAAAUGUUUGAUGAGAUCUUGGCGAAAGAUCCGGUACGUCUUGAUGACUUAGAUACAUACUCCAACAUGCUAUAUGUUAUGGAAAACAAGUCCAAGCUAGCGUACCUUGCCCACCAUGCCACCCAGAUUGAUAACUACCGUUCAGAGACGUGUUGCAUCGUUGCAAACUACCACUCCAUGAAAGGUGAACACGAAAAGGCAGUGAUGUAUUUUAGAAGGGCUCUCCUACUUAAUAAACUUUGUCUUAGUGCAUGGACAUUGAUGGGCCACGAGUUCGUGGAGCUCAAGAACUCGCAUGCGGCAAUAGAGUCCUACAGAAGGGCUGUCGAUAUCAAUGCCAAAGACUUCAGAGCCUGGUAUGGUUUGGGACAGGCAUAUGAAGUGUUGGAUAUGCACUUGUAUGCACUUUACUAUUACCAACGAGCGACGAACUUGCAACCCAUGGAUAAACGUAUGUGGCAGGCCAUUGGGAACUGCUACGAGAAGAUUGACAAGUUGGAAGAAGCUGUGCGUUCGUUUGAAAAAGCCUUGUCUAUUGAUAGUCUCAACGAGAUUAACACAGAGGAAGGAGAGCCUCAAGUUAGUGUGGAACCUCAUAUUUGUUACAAGCUUGCCACCAUAUCAGAAAAACUUGGUCGCUCGAAGGAAACAUACAAGUAUAUGCGCAUGUGCUUGGAACAAGAGUUCGACUGGGGUCUCAGUGACGAAACGUCGAAAGCCAGAUUAUGGCUUGCAAGACAUGCGUUGGAGAGUCAUAGGUACAAUGAGGCAUAUGAUCUUGCCAGGGAAUCUAACUUUGAUAACGCUCACGAUGUGGAAGAGGCAAGAGCUAUAGCGAAGGAUGCCAGGGAGAGAAUGACGUAUUAA
Messenger RNA from Candidozyma auris, 1740 nucleotides. RefSeq names its product anaphase promoting complex subunit CDC23 (gene CDC23). Gene Ontology annotation, molecular function: protein binding. Gene Ontology annotation, cellular component: anaphase-promoting complex. The transcript has a single exon. Lineage: Eukaryota; Fungi; Ascomycota; Pichiomycetes; Serinales; Metschnikowiaceae. Gene Ontology annotation, biological process: cell division. Bases 1 to 1740 code for a protein of 579 amino acids. The record is from RefSeq and is a predicted model, not a curated record.